This is a messenger RNA of Porites evermanni, 5168 nucleotides long. The record is from the annotation of a GenBank genome assembly. Lineage: Eukaryota; Metazoa; Cnidaria; Anthozoa; Scleractinia; Poritidae.
AGAGGGCACUCUAUCUGCCAUGCAUGUUUUCCUCUUGAAAAAUAUGUUGUCUUCUUGCAGAAAAGGUGUUAUUUCCCUACCAAAAUGGUCAUGGAUAAACCAAAAAGUUAUGGCUCGUGCAUCCUCAUCUUCCUUUAUCAAAAUACCCUCUCUAUUUGGUUCAAAGGCGUCAAAGACAGCUGAUGUCCGUGAGGAAAAACAAGCAACGCCUGUCAGAAAGGAGUACUAUGUUCCUCGCAAGUUCGUUCCGAUGACAAGGAAAGCUCUUAUUAGAAGGAUAGUGGAAGAUAAGGAGCUAGUGAAUCCAACUGAUAGACACUACUUUCAAGGACUUGCAGAAGUUCUGGAUAAAAGCAUAGCUGGUACCUUUCAUGCUGCUUUAGGGGAGUUGAAGGUACAACAUACUACAUACUGUAAAAACAUACUAGCAGUGCAUAGAUAUUCUUUGUUGCUGGUCUGUGCAUUCUCGUAACGAAUCAUUUAUUUGAAUAAACAAAAAAACGACAUAAGUUAAUAGUGUAUCAGUAGUUGUUUGGUUUUUUUUUUGGCGGGUUUGGGCAUGACAGAAAAGAAGAAUUGGAUAGGAGGGGGGGGAGAAGAAAAAAGGUGGGGGGGGGGGGGGGGGGGAGGGGGGAUCUCAUCACGAGUUCAUGAACAACAAUAUUAUUUUGCAUUUCACAAGUCACUAAACAAAUAUUUAUGUUUUCACGCUUCUCAACAAAAAUAGAGGUUGUACAAAAUGUCAAAAAUGUUACGUUAGUCCCAUUUUGGAAACAGAGUGCUUCAAUUAUAUUUUAGCAAGUUAAGUAGAGUUUUACGAACCUUAAAAACCUGAAAAAACACCUAUAAAUUCCCCAGGGAAGCCAGCUGUAGGUGGGUCUGAGCGCAGUGAAGUGUGAAGUUUCAUCAAAAGACUCGAAAGUGAAGUUAGGUAAAGCCACCAGAUGCGAGUUAAAGUCGUUUGGCAAAAUUAACAAUUUAUUUUCUUAGGUUGAUGUUCAAUGCAUGUGUAAACAAUCGAGGAUUUUGGCAGUUCAGGUUUUACAGAGAGCACUUCAAUCAUGAUUCACAGAACAGUUUUUCAGUACAUUACAAUUCACGGAUACCUAAAAUAGUCAAUCACGGCGUCACAAAAAUAAGCUUGCCCCCCUCCCCUCUAAUAAGGGAUUAGUCCCUGCAGUGGUUGAGAAAAAAAGGACACUCACAGUACCGCUAACCCCCACUCACCUCAUGUUAGAGAAACCACAACAGUCUUGAUUCUGGAUUCCAUGUUGCGGAUUCCGGAUCCUCUGUCAGUGCAACUUGGGUUCCAAAUUCCAAUCAGUAGCAGGAUUCCAGAUUCCUUGAGCUGUUCUGGAUUCCAUAGCCCGAGGAUUCUGGAUUCCACAACCAAAAUUUAACUAAAUUCUGGAUUCCACUUGCAAAAAUAUCCUAGAUUCCGGAUUCCCUUACAUCGGGUGACUCUAUUGCCUCGUUUGUAGACAAGAGGGAUCUAGAACUGAACCUUUCUAAUUUUGCCUUACUUUUGAUUAAUUACAGGUAUUAUAUGACCCUCUAAACCCCGACAAAGAGACCUUAACACUGCAAAAUAUAUCAAAGCAGGAAAGGCUGGAUAAUGAGUUCUGGUUAUUAGAGAAGUUAUCCCAACUCCUUGAGAAGGCUCACUUCUAUGAGCUUCCUGUUGAAGAUGUACGUGAUGCGCUGAGAGAGCAUGAUGCUGGUGAUGGAGUACUGGUUAGUGUGGAUCCAAAGAAGUACGAUGUACUGAGGAUUUGGGUUGUUGGAAAGGAAUUUGAGCCUGUUGAUAAUGGUCGUCUGUAUUCUAGAAUCGCCACUGGAGUAGUGCAUUGGUUUAGGCCACCCAAACCGGCUGAAAGGUACAAGCGAGUUGUCAUUGCAAUUCGUGCCAAGAAACAGAGCAAACUUUUGCUCAAGUCCUUUAAGGAUAUUCGCUGUGCAAAUCUGGAGCACUUGCUGCCCGACGGCAAGAUCAGAAUGAAUCAGUUUGAUCAGCGAGUGUUGACUGGAAUGUUUGCAGUUGGUGCCACCAGUGCAGUGAUCAAGCUGGUGUCUUUCCUGGCCGAUUAUAAAAUUUCCUGGACUUAUAUCGCCAUAUCUGUAGCUGCUCUUGUGGCUCUAAGAGCAUGGAACAUGUACAAGAAUAAGAGAAAUUCUUACCUGGUUCGUUUGGGGCAGACCUUGUAUUUCAAGUCCAUUGCUAACAAUCGUGCUUUACUCACACUGUUAGCUGAUAGAGCUGAGGAUGAAGUUUUCAAAGUCACAUUACUGGCAUACAGUUUCCUUCAGGCUUCAUCAAAGUUGCAGGCAUCAUCAGGUAUGGUUUUUGGCAUUGACUACUUUUUAUAAGUAUCAUGCAGUUGAACCUCCUGUAAGUAUCCAUUCAAAAUGCAAAGAUUUAGUGAUUGCUUACAGAAGGUGGCCACUUACGAGGAUUAAACUACAGGAGCCUCUUGUGUGAAGAAUAUAUGUGACUGUAUACAUGUGUAGUUCUAUGUUGUCACUAAAAUUAAUGUUGUUGCAUAGUAUAUACUGCAAACAUAGAGAUGGCUAUAUAAAAGUGUUGCCUACAAGGGAUGAAAACAAUGGAAAGUUUUAAAACCAUCACCCCAAAAAGUGGUUUUGGUCGCUUACUAGAGAUGGUAAUUAAUUAAUUAAAAUCUAAUUUAUUUUAAUUUCAAUUUAAUUUUGAUUCAAAUGAGGUUGAUUCUCAAUUUUCUUUGUCUCCUAGCCCUUGAAGACAAAGGGAAUUAAAAGUCAUCCUUGAUUAAAAAUUGUUGGCCUAAAACUGACGAACAAAUACAGCAGAUUAGAAACAUUGCCAUUUAAUUUAUCUAAUUAUUUUUAAAUUCACAAUGCUCCAACGAAAAAUAAGUUUGUAUUUGCUGUAUAAUAAAUCCUGUUUUCACCAGUCAUGUUUCCAAGGUCAGUUUGGUUGGAAAUUGCUCCUUUUUGACAUUUUUGUGGACAUUGACUUCUUCUUGGUCCAUAUUUAGAAAAAAGAACUCGCAACAAAAAUCUUGGUUAGUAUCUAGCCAUCUUGAACUCAUGCAUACCAGUAUGAACAGUAAAGUGAAAAAAUAUAAUUUUUGUUGGCACAGGUGAGGGUAUGACAGCUAGCGAAUUAAAAUUGCAUGUGGAAGACUGGAUGAGAAAAUUUCAAGUAAAGGUCAUAUAUGAUCCAUCAGAAGGAGUAAAACAACUUGAAAGCCUUGGACUUCUUGUAACAAAACAAAAAGGUAAUAAACAACAUUAUUAUUGAAGAGGUCAGUUUUUCAAAAAAAAAGUUGGUGUUAUACAUGUAUGAUGUUUAAAUUUUUUGUUUGUUGCAUACAUGAUAAAUACAAAAAUGAAUGAAUAAUGAUAGAGAGGUAGCACAACCAUUUAUUUUACAUUUUACAUUUACUGUGUACAGCCUACCCCUCACAUUUGAGGAUUAUUAGCUGGGUUGGUCAGCAAAAAAAAAAAGUUAACUUAAUAGGCUAAUAAACGGGUAGAUGAUUUAGGCAGCUUACAUGGGCUUUGAAAGUAUCUAAAGAGCAGUGUUCGCUAAAGACAGAAGCCGGCAAAUUGUUCCACUGAAUAAUUGUUCUUGAGAAAAAGGAUAGAUUCACAGAGGAAAGACUAGUUUGAAGUAGGAUGAAACUAUCCAAGAGCGAGCGACGUGAUUUGCGCAUGACAGGGUGCAGAAGCCCUUGAGAGUUAACAGAGAGGAGCCCCCACAUGUAAUGGUUCUUUGACUACCCAUUCCUGGUCGAAUUGGAAUUGGGAAAUGUUGAUUUUUGAGAAGAGGGGAAAACUGGAGUACCACGAAAAACCUUUGCGAGCAAAGGAGAGAAUGAACAACAAACUCAAGCCACAUGUGGUGUUCACACCUGUGUUUGAACCCUGGCCACAUUGGUGGGAGGAGAGUGCUCUCACCACUGCACCACCCUUGCUCAUACAUGAAAGUUAAUAAAAAUAUUAAUAAUUAUUUUAAAUACUUGAUCAUGAAUGUGCAAUAAAUUUACGAUAAUUUAUUGUGAGUGGGUCAGUGGCUUGGAAAAAAACAAAUAGAGUUGAUUUAUUUGUUGAAGGUACCAAUGCUUUUUUAUUCUCCUCAAAAUGUACAGGUGAACAGCAAAUAUUAAGUGUGCCGUCAGUGUAUGAUGCUUUUAUGCAACUGCCAAAUCCAACCCAACCAAUGAAGAUAUCAGCUGAGAGAACAGAAGAACUUGAUGUGGAACUCACUGAUGUAGCUACAACUGAAGAAGAAAUAGAACAAAUGCAAGACAAACAGCGAGAGGAGUUAGAACAAAAGAAAUUGAGCUGGGAUUGAUUUGUUCCCCAUGCUAGACAACAGUAAAACAUUUUGUCAAGUUCAUUUAGAAAGUAUCCUGCAUCGCAGUCUUUAAUAGACUUUGGUUAGUAACAUCUGCAAAGCAGUGUGGAUAUCCUUGCUCACAGCCCCCAAUGGACUCAACAAAUUACCAGUAGUGUGUUUCAAAUUUACAUUCAUCUUGAUUGGCAAACUGACCAUGGCUUUUUUAACCAGCCAAUCAUGACACGUACUCAAAUCUUGGUCAUGUACACCAGUGGGGGCCCAGCACAAGGAUUUCGGUACUGUUUUGCAAACAGACUUAAAGUGGCUGUGUCACGGCAGUCCCGUUCAUUUUGUUUAAUUUUGCCAAUUUCUUGCCCUUAAUCGCUAUAGAGCUUAACGUGAACAAAGAAAUUACAUGUAAAUGACAAAAUCUGAGAUCCGAGACAAACAAAUAUGUCUCCUAAGCAUUAUUUUUGAAGUUGCAAGCAGCAGGGAUCAACUUUGAAAAACUGUUGGGCUGAACAGUUUUCAAAAACCAGAAUUCGUUUCAGUCUUCUUCAGUUUUGCCCAUCCAUGGCAUCUGUUGUUUCUGUUAUGUUAUUCUAACCUUCCUUUAAAGUUUUAAGAGGUUAUUUUUAUGUUUCUCUUAAUUUAACGGCCAUUUUGUAAUUUCCUGAUUUGGCUGAAUUUCGUGACACAGCUCCCUUAACCAGAGUUAAGUUUUGUCUGUGGCGCAGGCUAAUUAUAGAAAGUUGUCCAUUGUCUCCCGAACUCAUCACAUACGUCUUGAUUGGGGUGUGCCACAAUAGGUCAUUACGCUUCACACUUCUCAACUGUGAAAUGGAAG